Molecule: messenger RNA, 1024 nt
Organism: Ipomoea nil (Japanese morning glory)
Lineage: Eukaryota; Viridiplantae; Streptophyta; Magnoliopsida; Solanales; Convolvulaceae
Exons: 3
Coding region: 85-912 (275 amino acids)
Source: RefSeq, a predicted model, not a curated record
UCAAUCAUCAUCUAUCGUUCCAUUGCAAAUCUUAUCAUUUUCUCACUUCCCACAAACAGUAGCUAGCUCGAUCGCCAUACUUCAAUGGCGGAUUUGGCAAGUCUGGAGAAGGCAAGAAAACAGUUAGAAGACUUAUAUCUCGGCGUCCCUGAUGAAUCCGUCAACCUCACCUUUCAACACUUAGUUCAGGCCACCACACAGCAACAGCCGCCGGCGACCUCCAGCUCUUCUAAUCAUUCCGAAGAGCCAAUCCUCGACUUAAACCCAGCCCGACCAGAACCCCCUAAUAAUCCUCCAGAUAAUCGCCACGUUAACGCAGCGCCGGCGGCCGACAAGCUCACCGGCCAUGGCCGCCAUUAUCAUGCUACUCCUGACCGCGGUUCCAGGAGGGCUGUCGGGUUAGUGGAAAGAAGUAUUAUUGUGGGCAAGAAGUAUGAGAAGGAGGAUAUGAGUUAUGUGAGCGGGGUGUCCAUGUCCGCCGGACGGCGGCGGCGCCCGGGGGUUCCGCACUCCAAUAUCUGUACCCUCUGCACAACCUAUAUCUACCUUUUCCGUCACCGCUGCCUGGUUUGUGGAAGAGUGUAUUGUAGACACUGCAUGCGGAUUGGCAUGGGAGACAUGGCCGAAGGCAGGAAAUGUGUCAAUUGUUUGGGCAGAAGAUUCAGUCCCAGGUACAUACAAACUGCGGGGCAAACAGGUUGUUGGAUGGGCUACUCCACCACAGUUAAACAACAAGAACUUAAGUGGGCCGAGAAAGGGCCUAGAGUGAAGUCAAUGAAUCGAUCUUGUCGGAGUAUCACCUCAAAAAGCCCAACAAUGGCCCAUUCACAUGUCAGCAAUUCUUCUUCAUUUGUCCAAAACACCCCUUACUCACCUUACACCCCCACUCACCAAUAUCCAUUGCCUUUCUAGCUAACCUAAGUACCCUUCUUUCUAGGCAAUUCCAACCAAAUUGAUCAGACAAUUAACUUAAUAAUUGGGAGAUUUUGAAUUCAACUACUCAUGUGACUUUGAUUUACGAAAA